UCAUUUGUGACGUCGGACCUUUCGCAAUUAUGCGACCUGUUGGAAGCGAGUGAAGAUUCCUGUUUUUCAACCCAUUUCAAAUCGUUUAUUCGACGAAACAACGCCAAUAGACAAUCCUGUAGUCUUUAUCACAUGGCGGUCGUGCCGCCGUCCGGAUCGGCGUGUGCCUUCGUGCUCUGCUGCUCAUUUCUCGUCCUCAUUCGUUUCAGCGUCGCUCACAGAGAGCUUCCCGAUUAUUUCACGGACUUCGACGGCGGAGAGUGCGAGUUCGAACCGGGCAGAGGACGGAUAAUCCGCGCUAGAGACAGUGAAAGACGAGGGGCGCGGUUUCUCAACUCUGUGACGAGCGAGGCGCAAUCCGUCUGCUUUCAGUCGUGCUGCGAGACGACGUCUUGUGAUUUGGCCGUCUAUCGUCGACCUACGGCAAACGGCAAGCACAACUGUUUCUUAUUCUUUUGCGAUACGCCCUCACUCUGUGUCUUCGCUGGACAUCCGGGGUACACGAGCUCGGAGAGAAGACUGAAGAAGACUGAUUUGCUGCCGGUGACAGAUUUAGCAACAAGUCACGUGAUCACAUCGAGUCGACCAACCGCAAACACUGAAGCCGACACUCCAUCUCAGAAGCCACAAACGUGGGAGUCCAACACUACAAUUCCCUCUACAGGCACCACUGAAGUACAAGCACCGAUCAACCAAGCCUCUGUAAAUGAUGAAAACGAGCCAACUUCACACCGUCCUCAUCCACUCACAAAGUCACUAUCUACCUCACAGGUGCCACUGACAACAGAUCCACUUGAAAUCGAUUUCGAACGUAAAGAGAAGAAAGGCGACUCGUCGAACGUAACGAUCGGAGUCAUAGUCGUGCUACUGUGUCUCCUCCUUGCGUUGGCUGUGCCUGUUGUUAUUAUAUGGAGGAGAAAACGAUUUCGAUUUGGACUGAAUGUCAAAGGUUAUUACUCACAUGAUGAUUAUCUUAUCAACGGCAUGUAUGCAUAGCUUUCUGUAGGUUCUAUUUAAUAGUCUGGUACUCAUAGUUUUGUAAGCCAAUUUUAGGCUCGUUACUCACUUGGUGGGGACACAUGCUGGUUGCAAGAUGUCGGCAUGUUUGUGUAGGUUUGCAGUUGUUGAUAGUGUGUUGUAUAAUGUUGGUUGAAGAUGUUGAUAUUUGAUGGCUAAAUGAGUGUCA
This is a messenger RNA of Corticium candelabrum, 1186 nucleotides long. RefSeq lists its product as uncharacterized. The coding region runs from base 133 to 996 and encodes 287 amino acids. The transcript has 2 exons. Lineage: Eukaryota; Metazoa; Porifera; Homoscleromorpha; Homosclerophorida; Plakinidae. The record is from RefSeq and is a predicted model, not a curated record.